Dipodomys ordii (Ord's kangaroo rat) is the source of this 300-nucleotide messenger RNA. RefSeq names its product importin-9-like. The coding region runs from base 66 to 293 and encodes 75 amino acids. The record is from RefSeq and is a predicted model, not a curated record. The transcript has 3 exons. Lineage: Eukaryota; Metazoa; Chordata; Mammalia; Rodentia; Heteromyidae.
CAGCAAAAGUCCUGAUCUUCCCCGUGGUACAACAGUUCACAGAGGCCUUUGUCCAGGCUCUCCAGAUGCCGGAUGGCCCCACAUGUGACAGUGGCUUUAAAAUGGAGGUUCUAAAGGCAGUGACAGCCCUGGUAAAAAACUUCCCCAAGCACAUGGUGUCCUCCAUGCAGCAGAUUCUGCCUAUUGUUUGGAACACACUCACCGAAAGUGCUGCUUUUUAUGUGAGGACAGAAGUAAAUUACACAGAAGAAGUAGAAGAUCCUGUGGAUUCUGAUGGUACGUUGCUUAUCUGAUCUUGAC